GAAAAUAGUGGCACUACUCAAAUUCCCUUCCUACUUAAACCCCUCCCCCAAACGCCUCCCCAUUUACAAAACGGAACGGAAACGGAACGUCCCUUCUUCCUUCUCUCUCUCUCUCCAGACGCCGUGCCGCCGCCGUCAACUCCUCCCCGCCGACCACAACCGCGAUGGGAUCCAAACAGAGUCCUGUCACCGGCGACCUUCGAAUUACAAAGACGAGGAGAAGAUCGGCCGCCCGCCGGAGAGCCCAAUUCGGCCCCGGGAAAGACAGAGCUCCGUCGAACUCUUCGGUGUCGGACAAGAUCGAGGCCCUGAGACAGCUCAUUCCUCCGGUGACCGGUGACCGGAAAUCCGAUCAGCUGUUCCAAGACACGGCGAGCUACAUUGUCCUGCUCCGAACACAAGUCGCCGUCUUGCAGAAACUUAUCGAAAUUUACGGCCCAAACAGUAGUAGUAGUUACUGUAAUCCGGCGAUUCCGCAGAAGCAGAACGAAGGAUGAUACGACAGCGUUUUGGAUUUCUCAUUUGAGAUGCAAAAAUUGGUUAUUUUAGACGACAAAAAAAGAAAAGAAAAGAAAAGAAACUCCUUUUU
This is a messenger RNA of Cuscuta campestris, 589 nucleotides long. The record is from the annotation of a GenBank genome assembly. Lineage: Eukaryota; Viridiplantae; Streptophyta; Magnoliopsida; Solanales; Convolvulaceae.